This is a messenger RNA of Helobdella robusta, 510 nucleotides long. RefSeq lists its product as hypothetical. The coding region runs from base 1 to 510 and encodes 169 amino acids. NCBI's taxonomy places the organism in Eukaryota, Metazoa, Annelida, Clitellata, Rhynchobdellida, Glossiphoniidae. The transcript is spliced from 2 exons. Gene Ontology annotation, molecular function: G protein-coupled peptide receptor activity. Gene Ontology annotation, cellular component: membrane. The record is from RefSeq and is a predicted model, not a curated record.
AUGAUCAGUCCGACGAACGUUCUCCUGGUUGCCAUCGCCUGUUCGGACAUGUUGACCGGAUCCACUCCUGUUCCGUUCUACCUACACUUCUACGCCACGAACCUCCACAAAGACUGGCUGCCGUACAACUGGUGUGCCACUUACCAGUACUUGACCGAGUACUUGCCCACCAUAUUUCACACUUCUACAAUCUGGCUGACCGUGGCGCUGGCAGCACAGCGUUACAUUUACGUGUGCCACCCUGUCAGAGCCAAGCUUGUUUGCACUAUCAAAAAUUUUGCCAAUAAGUGUACGAUAAUGCGUACCUACUUGUCUCUAAGCGGUGUGUGCAUAUUUGCAAAUUUCUGCCUUAAUCUCGUGCACUGCUCAUGGUCUGACGGAGAACAAAUAUUGGAGGAGUGCUUGAAUAAACACGGAUCAUCGAUUGCUCAUUGUACUGCGGAACAACAUUUAUACUUGUCCGGCCCAUAUCUAUUAUUCAUUAAUUACUUGGCGACGUUAAUUCACUGA